AUGGCGUCCGCUCCUCGAUGGUUGUCUGAGCUCAAGAAGGCUCUUAGCGUUCCCGAGAACAAAGGGCAAACCGUGUAUCAGCUAGCGACCGCAGACCCGAAUGGCAGGCCUCACGUCCGCACAUGCGUGCACCGUGACAUCGUGCAGCCCGAGGGGUAUCCCAAUCUGCCAGUAUUCAUUCUAACAACCGACGUCCGUUCCCCCAAGAUCUCUCAGCUGCGUGCCAACCCUCAGGCUGAAGUCGCCUGGUGGAUGGCUGGCUCGAAGGACCAGUUCCGCAUCUACGGCUCCGUGCGGAUUGUGGCUUCCCCCAAGGCUGACUUCAAGGCCGGCGCGCCACCCCCGCCAUCGCUCGCGCUCGACAAGAUGGACGAGCAAGGCUACGAUUGGGAGAAGAAGAGGGUGGAGUCGUUCAACAGCGUUAAUGCGCAGUUGAAGGCGAGCUGGUGUCGUCCUGUCCCUGGCUCUACCAUAGGCUCAUAUGAUGAGGCAUCGAAAUGGCCACAGAAGUUACCGAAAGAUGGCGAAGCGCAAAGCGAGGAGGAGGAGCAGCAGGUCGAGCAGGCACUUAAAAAUUGCGCCAUCGUGCUUAUCGAGACUCUGGAGGUGGAUUGGGUGCAGCUUGGCGUCACGCCGAACCAGAGGACGAGGUUCACGAGGAAGGAGGAAGAGUGGGUCGAAGAAAUCGUCGUGGCGUAG
Laetiporus sulphureus 93-53 is the source of this 699-nucleotide messenger RNA. RefSeq lists its product as uncharacterized. Lineage: Eukaryota; Fungi; Basidiomycota; Agaricomycetes; Polyporales; Laetiporaceae. Gene Ontology annotation, molecular function: FMN binding. The record is from RefSeq and is a predicted model, not a curated record. The transcript has 2 exons. Bases 1 to 699 code for a protein of 232 amino acids.